AUGUUUUUCAAGACGCUCACUCUCCUUCUCUCGCUCGCGACUGCCGUGACACCGCGGUCUGUCAAACGCGAUGAAGGCACAAAGCUAUAUGCCUACGGCAAGGGUAUAUCCGGACUUGAAGUGUAUGCUGGGCUCAAUGGCACCGCGUACAUUGCAGCCUCAGCUGGAUCCAACCUCACUGAGCUGACUUGGGCCUCCCCAUCCAUGGACACUACCUGGAAUGUCACUGCGAACAGCACUGAUCCAGACUUACCUGUCGAUACCGGCAGAGUGUUCUACAUCAUCAACUCAGAGACUGCCUAUGAACCAUGCGGUUUCAAGUCCCCUAAUGAGACUAUUCCCGCUGACGCCUCCACUACUGGCUUCUUCUUGUUCGGGAAGCAAGCGUUCUGGAGCGAUGGCUCCAGCUACGAGGCUCAAUUCUGGGCUCAGACCACCAGCGAGACGGAUUUGUACACUCUCAACUGGAACAAGGCCGGUACCGAUCAGACUGACAGCGUCCCUGUCACUCUCAAGACCGUUGCACCUACCACGUUGGAUCGCACCCGGCACCGCCGUUAA
Diaporthe amygdali is the source of this 561-nucleotide messenger RNA. RefSeq names its product cytochrome p450. The coding region runs from base 1 to 561 and encodes 186 amino acids. NCBI's taxonomy places the organism in Eukaryota, Fungi, Ascomycota, Sordariomycetes, Diaporthales, Diaporthaceae. The transcript has 3 exons. The record is from RefSeq and is a predicted model, not a curated record.